Leishmania mexicana MHOM/GT/2001/U1103 is the source of this 1224-nucleotide messenger RNA. Its product is annotated as tetratricopeptide repeat (TPR) protein. The record is from RefSeq and is a predicted model, not a curated record. Gene Ontology annotation, molecular function: protein binding. The coding region runs from base 1 to 1224 and encodes 407 amino acids. Lineage: Eukaryota; Euglenozoa; Kinetoplastea; Trypanosomatida; Trypanosomatidae. The transcript has a single exon.
AUGCCUCCGAAAGGUCAGUCCAAGUCCUCGGCAAAGGCUCAGAGGGCAAAAGCCAAGAAGGAAAGGCAGCUGCUCGAGGCGCGUAUGAGGGAGUGCCAUGAAAAAUGUGCUGAGGCCCGAGGAUAUCUAGAACCGACGGGUCGUAGCGCGGAGCCGAACUUCACCAAGGCCAAGACGGCACUGGAUGCUGCCAUUGAGGCAUACGACGCAAGCUCGCUUGCGUUCUUCCUGCUCGGGCAGUGGAACCGAAUGCAGGGAAUGUACAAGGAAGCGAUCGAGUGGUACUCUCACGCCCUGGACUUGGAACCAACAAACGUGCAAGCUCUUGAAUGGCGCGCGAACACCUUCCAAACCUUGGACGAUUACCUGCACGCCAUCGAAGACAAUACUAGCAUUAUCUCGCUAGAUCCAGAAAACGAUCAUGCGUACAACAUGCGCGGUCUUUGUGUUCUGCAGAGCAGUGUACCGGGGUUGCGCUUGCGCUCCGUUCAUUUUGAGUCCUGCGUGCGUGACUUUAGCGCCGCGAUCCGCCUCAACGAGGCGAACUACCACGCCAUGGCAAACUUGGGCAAGGCGUACGAGGUUCAAGGCCACUUGGAGAAGGCGAUCGAGUGGUACGGAAAGGCGCUCGACAGUAGUGAAAGCUAUGGCUACGCGAGGCUUCGCCGUGGGUGCACAGCGUUGCGCAUGGCGGAGAGGUCCAUUCUGCGGCGAGAGGAGAGGGAAGGGAGUUCUGACAGGGACGCGCCGGAGGCAUCUGCCGACGCGGCGAAGGCAGUGCAUGGGAGCUCAACUCAACACAUGGCAGAAGCGGCCUCCUCGACUAAUAGUCGAAUCCCUGGGGGCGCGACAACUCUCGAGGAGGUGAAGGCCAAGGUACGCCAGCAAAUUGAGGAGGAGGAGGAAGCGCAGAAGGCAGCGAAGUUGUUGAGGCUGGCUGAUGGGGAUUUCAAUAUGUUGCUAGACCGCAGCCCGGAGGCGAAUAUACUCACGGCGGAUGCGACCGUGCUGCUGAACAUCGGCAUUUGCGCACUUUUGAGCAAGAACAUCAACAGGGCAGAGGAGCAUCUGAAGCUCGCUCAGGAGAUCGUGGCAAAGAGACCGGGCCUCGUCGAGGAGGGGGGAGCGCCGCCGCUCGAAAACAUGGACACCUUCAACAGUGUACUGGCUAUUCGGUUAAAUGAGCUGCAGAACUUGAAAGACAUGGCGAGAUCCGCGGCAUGA